Molecule: messenger RNA, 951 nt
Organism: Exophiala viscosa
Lineage: Eukaryota; Fungi; Ascomycota; Eurotiomycetes; Chaetothyriales; Herpotrichiellaceae
Product: MC family mitochondrial carrier protein
Exons: 8
Coding region: 1-951 (316 amino acids)
Biological process (GO): iron import into the mitochondrion
Cellular component (GO): mitochondrial membrane
Molecular function (GO): ferrous iron transmembrane transporter activity
Source: RefSeq, a predicted model, not a curated record
AUGACUGCGUCGAGCAGUCCGGAUGCAGUCCCUGGCGAGGAAUUCGAUUAUGAAGCUCUACCACCAAAUUAUGGCCUUAGCCACAACAUGCUCGCCGGCGCAUUCGCAGGCAUUGCGGAGCAUACGGUGAUGUAUCCUGUGGACUUGAUGAAGAUCAUAAAUCCUGCUGCCGGCGGCCUCUAUACCGGACUCUCCAACGCAGUAUCGACCAUCUACCGGUUAGAGGGAAUACGGACGUUAUGGAGAGGCAUUUCGAGCGUCAUUAUCGGUGCAGGUCCUGCACAUGCUGUAUAUUUCGGCACAUACGAGGUUGUGAAAGAGUUCGUUGGAGGAAACAGAGCAGAUGGCAAACACCAUCCCGUGGCUGCAGCUGCCAGCGGAGCUUGCGCAACGAUCGCGAGUGAUGCUCUAAUGAAUCCUUUUGAUGUCAUCAAGCAACGCAUGCAGGUCCACGGUUCGGCGUAUCGGUCCGUAGCACAUUGUGCACGAUCAGUCUUUCGCGCCGAGGGUCUCACCGCUUUCUACGUUUCUUAUCCUACGACAUUAUGCAUGACAGUGCCAUUCACCGCGACUCAAUUUAUGGCCUAUGAGUCUCUGUCGAAAGUCAUGAAUCCUCGAAGAGAAUACGACCCUAUCACACAUUGCGUGGCUGGUGGCUUGGCCGGUGCCUUUGCAGCCGGCAUUACCACCCCACUCGAUGUGAUCAAAACAUUGCUACAGACACGGGGCAUGAGUCAACACGCCGAGAUUCGGAAUGUACGAGGUAUUUUCAAUGGAGCUGCUCUCAUUAAAAGGCAAUUUGGAUGGAAAGGCUUCAUGAGGGGCUGGCGGCCUCGCAUCAUCAGCACCAUGCCAAGCACUGCCAUCUGCUGGUCAUCAUACGAAAUGGCGAAGGCAUAUUUCAAACGGACGUUGCGAGAGGAGCACGAGGCGCAGAUGAACAAUAUUUGA